GCAUUUGUUUCAUCCAGUUCAAAGUUUGGAAUCGAUUCAGGUGCGGCGGCAGCGUCUGUUACGAGAAUUUUAUUAUUAUUUAAGCAAACAGAGAUAAUUUAGUUGAUAAUGCGUGAGUGCAUAUCCAUACAUGGCGGACAGGCGGGCGUGCAGAUCGGCAACGCGUGCUGGGAACUGUAUUGCCUCGAACAUGGUAUCCAGCCCGACGGGCAGAUGCCCUCUGACAAGACCGUCGGCGGCGGCGACGACUCGUUCAACACGUUUUUCAGUGAGACGGGCGCCGGCAAGCACGUGCCGCGCGCCGUGUUCAUCGACUUAGAGCCCACGGUGGUGGACGAGGUGCGCACCGGUACGUACCGCCAGCUGUUCCACCCGGAGCAGCUCAUCACGGGUAAAGAAGACGCGGCCAACAACUACGCACGAGGACAUUACACGAUCGGCAAAGAGAUAGUAGACCUCGUACUCGAUAGGGUGAGGAAACUAGCAGACCAGUGCACAGGUCUCCAGGGGUUCCUCAUCUUCCACUCGUUCGGUGGCGGCACGGGCUCAGGGUUUGCUUCGCUGCUCAUGGAGCGGUUGUCGGUAGACUACGGUAAGAAAUCCAAGCUGGAAUUUGCGAUCUACCCCGCGCCACAGAUCUCGACGGCGGUGGUGGAGCCGUACAACUCGAUCCUGACGACGCACACGACGCUGGAGCAUUCAGACGCUGCCUUCAUGGUGGACAACGAGGCCAUUUACGACAUCUGCCGCAGGAACCUCGAUAUCGAGCGGCCGACGUACACAAACUUGAAUCGGUUGAUAGGCCAGAUCGUGUCAUCUAUUACAGCGUCUUUGAGAUUCGAUGGAGCUUUGAACGUGGAUCUGACCGAGUUCCAGACCAACCUGGUGCCGUACCCUCGCAUCCACUUCCCCCUGGUGACUUACGCGCCAGUAAUAUCCGCCGAGAAGGCGUACCAUGAGCAACUGUCGGUCGCCGAGAUUACUAACGCGUGCUUCGAGCCCGCAAACCAGAUGGUGAAGUGCGAUCCCCGCCACGGCAAGUACAUGGCGUGUUGCAUGCUGUACCGCGGCGACGUGGUGCCCAAAGAUGUGAACGCGGCCAUUGGCACUAUUAAGACGAAACGUACUAUACAGUUCGUUGACUGGUGCCCGACUGGAUUCAAGGUGGGCAUCAACUACCAACCGCCGACAGUGGUGCCGGGAGGGGACUUGGCGAAGGUGCAGCGUGCGGUGUGCAUGCUCUCCAACACCACCGCCAUCGCCGAGGCGUGGUCGCGGCUCAACCACAAGUUCGACCUGAUGUACGCCAAGCGCGCCUUCGUGCACUGGUACGUCGGCGAGGGCAUGGAGGAGGGAGAGUUCUCCGAGGCCCGCGAGGACCUCGCCGCCCUCGAAAAGGACUACGAGGAGGUCGGCAUGGACUCCGGCGAGGGGGAAGGCGAAGGCGGCGAGGAGUACUAGUUUUGUUUAUUUUAGUAUUGAAUUCCUUAGUUAGUUUGGUUUAGUAAAUAAAUGUUCAAGU
This is a messenger RNA of Manduca sexta (tobacco hornworm), 1522 nucleotides long. Its product is annotated as tubulin alpha-1 chain. Gene Ontology annotation, molecular function: GTP binding; structural constituent of cytoskeleton. Gene Ontology annotation, cellular component: microtubule; cytoplasm. NCBI's taxonomy places the organism in Eukaryota, Metazoa, Arthropoda, Insecta, Lepidoptera, Sphingidae. Gene Ontology annotation, biological process: mitotic cell cycle; microtubule cytoskeleton organization. The record is from RefSeq and is a predicted model, not a curated record. Bases 109 to 1461 code for a protein of 450 amino acids. The transcript is spliced from 2 exons.